This is a messenger RNA of Penicillium antarcticum, 2169 nucleotides long. RefSeq lists its product as uncharacterized. The transcript has 3 exons. The record is from RefSeq and is a predicted model, not a curated record. Gene Ontology annotation, cellular component: nucleus. Lineage: Eukaryota; Fungi; Ascomycota; Eurotiomycetes; Eurotiales; Aspergillaceae. Gene Ontology annotation, molecular function: RNA polymerase II cis-regulatory region sequence-specific DNA binding; zinc ion binding; DNA-binding transcription factor activity, RNA polymerase II-specific. Gene Ontology annotation, biological process: DNA-templated transcription; positive regulation of transcription from RNA polymerase II promoter by galactose. The coding region runs from base 1 to 2169 and encodes 722 amino acids.
AUGUUUCUCUCCUUUGAGGCUCAGCCAGAGGAUGGCGAACAGGGUGUGCGUAACCCAAAACAUGCAAAGCGCGGCGAGAGACUCGGCCAGCGACAGUCGAUGGUACGCGCCUGUAACUCCUGUCGUCGGCGCAAGAUCAGAUGCACUGGGGAGAAACCUUGUGAAUCAUGUCGAUGGUACAAAACACCAGAGCUGUGUUGCUAUCCGGAACGCCGGCAGUGGUCAAGCCACUCGGACAAAUCGCCAACAUCACCAAGCAAUUAUCGAGUCGCACUGAGACGGCUCAUUCCAAACACAGCCCCAGCCCCCGAAAACAUCGUCGAUUUACCCAGAGAGCAAAAUUUAAAUUUGGUGAACACAAACGGAUCUCAAGAUGCACAGCACCAGGAAUCACCAACCGCUGCCGCGUCAAUUCAAACACACAACUCCGCAUUGUCUAUAUCAGAACCAACUCUAGAAUCCCUGCAUUCCAUGCCAGAGGAACUACUCGACCAAGACCAGUGUCCUAGCCGAUCUGAAUCACUUGAGAAUAUCUCAGACGAUGUCAACGCAUUAUCCCUGACCUCCCGACAGCCUGCCUCGUAUUUGGGUAUCUCAUCUAUCCAAGCUGCUAUGAAAGUUAUCGCAUGGCUCCAUCCACAGUUCAGGUCAUCCAUAUCCCGCGUCUUACCCAAGUACCAAAAAAGUCAGGCACUUAAUUCGGUCCCGUCUAUUGCUACACCAUCCAGCUUUCCUCCCACAGAAAUGGAAAUGCUAGAUGCGUACUUCGCCGACUUCCACCCGCUCGCACCACUCUUAGAUCAAAAGAACUUUCGCGCCACUUACCUGACUGGAAACCGGAAAGACAAUCGAUGGCUAGCCUUGCUCAACAUAGUCCUAGCGUUGGGGAGUAUCGCAGCCUCGGGCUCAGAUAGUCACAAACACGAGGAAUAUUUUGAGCGCUCGAUGAAUCUCCUGAAUCUGGCUACACUCGGGACUCCUACCAUGGAGACUGUUCAGACUCUAGGUCUCAUUGGAGGCUGGUACUGUCAUUAUACAAGCCAGCCAAAUCUCGGAUACUCCCUGAUGGGCGUGUCACUGCGCAUGGCGGUCACCUUAGGGAUACAACGAGAGCCUUUCGAUGGCCAUUUGGUACUGGACCCUGUCAAAGCUGCCUACCAUGAAUUUAAACGUCGUGUAUGGUGGUCACUUUGCUGUAUGGAGACAUGGGGUCAUGAGACCCUCGGGCGACCAUGCAUGGACUUUUUUGCUCCAAGCAUCACUGUCUCCCAGCCUCGGCUGCUUGAUGAGGAAAAUUACCUCCAAAUACUCCCCUUGAUCGAAAAUGUCGGUUUCGUGAAGAUUGCCUCGAGAAUACAAGAAUCGUUAGCUGGCCUGCCAACAAUCACUCACGCAGAGACAAUCGAUCUGGACUCGCAGCUUCUUUCAUGGUGGAACAACUUGCCCCUAGCUCUGAAAGAUUAUGAGCCUUGUUCUGAGUCACUACACACCGCGCGGACUGUAAUGCGUUGGCGCUUUAAUAAUCAACGCAUGCUACUAUAUCGUCCAAAGCUACUAAGCUACGCGAUGCGACGAGUCCCUUUCAUGAGUAUCCGAGAGGAUGAGCGUCAUGCCAUUCUCAAGUGCCGUGAGAUCGCGGAACUUAGCAUUCAAGAUAUUUCCAUGGCGGCAAGGUUGAAUCAAAUGAUUGGCUGGAACGGUGUCUGGUUGUUAUUCCAGGCAACCAUGAUCCCACUCAUCUAUUUAUCUACCCGAUCAACAAAUGACGAUGCCGUCGCCAAAUUUGAAGCCUGCAAAACACAGGUUGAGACGGCUAUAAUAACGCUUGACCGUUUGAAGCCGUAUGGACACACGGCAGAGCGUACUUUGGAGGUUGUUUCGGCAAUUCUCGAAGUUUGUCUGCAGGGGACUGAGGUGGAAUCUCUUGAUAGAGCUGCGGAAAGUUUUGAACCUCAAAAUGUUUCUCAUUUCAAUGAGUUCAAUUGCUAUCCACCGGCAUCUGCAGAUCGAGUUUGGACUUGGGCUGUUACAUCUUUCGAAAACUUGCCAACUGACUCGAUGUGGGAAUAUCUAAGUUGGGGUGCUCAAGAUAUGUGGCCUGGGGUUACCGAUGUUGGUUUUGACAAUCCAGCAAUGUCUUUUUUUCAAUCCACCGAGGGACAUAUUUGA